UCUCUGACAUCGAUUCACCGGCCUGUUGCUGGACAGGCUCCUACCCUCGCCCGCCUAGUAGCUGCCAUCAGUACCACCUCUCAUCUUCCACUGGAGGUCUUUGGACAAAAACAACUUUAGUUUUGCAAACAGAGCGGGGAUUUUAUAAAGCUAUGUCUGAGGAGGUCGAAGGAACGAGAACUUCUGAAGAUCAGCAGGAAAUGGAGGACAAAGUAAUCAGUCCAGAGAAAGCAGAGGAAGCCAAGCUAAAGGCGAGGUAUCCUAACCUUGGAGCCAAGCCUGGAGGCUCAGACCUCCUCAGAAAAAGACUUCAGAAAGGGCAAAAAUAUUUUGACUCUGGUGACUACAACAUGGCCAAGGCAAAAAUGAAAAAUAAACAGUUGCCAUCAGCGCCCACAGAGAAGACUGAGAUCACAGGAGGGCAUAUCCCAACACCUCAGGACCUGCCUCAAAGAAAAACUUCUAUUGUGGCCAGCAAACUGGCUGGUUGAUGAUUUUGUGUUUACGGUUUUCCUACCAUUCCACCUUCCACUUCACAUUCACCUGCUGUUUUAGUUUUUGUUUCUAAUUCACUUUUGUAUGAUUUCUCUAAGAACAAGUUAUGUAUUAAGCCAGAUUCCUGAGAAGUAAUUGCAACUUUCAGGCACCGAGCUGCCACUGAGUACAGUCCAACAAAGAACAUGCUGCAAACAUUUCUCAGGAUCUAAAAUAAGUCAAAAUACUGAUAACUUCCUGACCAGUAUAAUACAGUUGUUAAGAUUAUGCCCUUUUGUGCAUUCCUAUUUUCACAGAAGACUUUGACCUUUAAGAAUAAAUGCCUCUAUGUAAAUUGAGGGGGGGGGCUGACCAAUUACCAAAUUACUUAACAGAGGCAGGAAAUACUCAUUAUGAAUGACCAUAGUCAAAGAAAUUAUGACCACAGUUUGCAUUGAUGUGUGUGAAGUAGAAGUGUAAUUUAAAAAUAUGCCAGUUCAGUUAGACACUGUUUCGAGUAUUCAUCUGCUCAAAUGGAGGCAUGUCUGUUUAAAAAGUGAAGUAAUCCUACAUUGCUUUUGGUUUUCUGUCCUACAGUGUUUGUGUCCAUUCCUCUCUUUGUGGAGUUGUUUGAUUCCGAAGGUUAGAUCACAAACACUUUGUAGCACAUUGUAUUUUUAUUCAUUUUAGUGACACUGAUUUGCAAAGACUUGCUGCUGGUCUCCAUUUCACCCAGACUUCUUAAAAUGGCCUUAAAAGUAAUGAACCAUUGUUCCUCUUGAGCAAUAUUUGCUCCCUCAGUAAGAAUCUUGGUUGUGAAUUUUGCCUGGAAAUGUCUGUCACUGUCUGACCGGAAAAAGAUUUUAUGAAAAGAAACUCCCUUGACAUGUCUUGGGUGUGCAUGUGCAUUUACUGUGCAGUCACACUGUGCCAUUUGUUUUGUAAAUAAAAUAGUUUUGCAUAAUA
Molecule: messenger RNA, 1440 nt
Organism: Cheilinus undulatus (humphead wrasse)
Lineage: Eukaryota; Metazoa; Chordata; Actinopteri; Labriformes; Labridae
Product: cAMP-regulated phosphoprotein 19-like
Exons: 3
Coding region: 153-491 (112 amino acids)
Cellular component (GO): cytoplasm
Molecular function (GO): protein phosphatase inhibitor activity
Source: RefSeq, a predicted model, not a curated record